AUGAAAUAAACAAAAAAGAGAGUUAGCUAUAUAAAAAAUUAAAAACCUACAAACAUAGAAUGGAUCCUCAAUCUAUUAGAUCAAAUACCUAAAUAUUAGCUAUAGUAAUCAAAUAUGAAGAAAAUUUAAACAACUUAAUUAAGCAAACUUCAAGAUUGUGAUCAAUUACUAAAAUCAAGUUUAUACACUUUCGAUACAAAAAUCAAUAAAUUCACUUAGAUGUAAUUUACACUAUAUCCAAAUAUGUUAAUUGGAGAUAAUUAGGAAUACUUAGUAUUGUCAUCUUGCAUAAUGAAUAAGAAAAUAAUCUAAUAUAAAGAAUUUACAGCAUAAGGAGUGUAAUUACUAAAUAGUCAAGGCAAUUUAUUCUUAUUUUAUGAGUCAUAUGUCUAGUAAUUGAAUGUAUAACUUAGUCAUUAAUUAAUUUCUAGUGGGAGAAGUAAUUAAAGAGAUUUUGCAAACUAUAAAAUUUUUCCAAUAAAUACACAAUUCAAGAGAAACUUUCGAUAUAAAAUCAUUAUGCUUGUGUGAAAAAUAAAAAUAGUAAUUUAUUUAUAUGAAAUAAAGAUCGUGUUUAUACAGUUUAACUUAUAAGAUUGUCAAGUUUGAGUGAAUAACUUUAUGAAGCUUUGAUGAAUGAGAUAAAUAUUUUAAUGUGUUUCAAACAAAAUGGAUUGAAUUAAUUCCAUUCUUUAUUUGAAGAUGGUGAUAUUCUCUAUAUAUUAUAUGAUUAUUGGGUAGGUGAUACAUUAUAUAAAUUGAUUUAACAAGGUUUUAAAUUAACAGCUUCAUAGAUAGCAUAAAUCAUUUUCUAGAUUAUCAAAGUGAUUCGUUUUUUACAUUAGAAUAAUCUUUAUCAUGGGGCCAUACUUCCAACAAAUAUAAUUUUACAUAGAGUAACAACUCCAUAGAAUCAAUAAGGAUAAUAAUUAAAAAUUACAUUAUUCAAUUUCGCUUAUAGAGAUGCAAAUCAAUAUAAUUUAACUUGGUUAAAUAAGAGAGUUCCAAAAUAAUGGAUACCACCUGAAUUCAAUAAUUUAUAAAUUAAAUCAGAUUUUUCAAAUAUUGAUGGAUAUCAAAUUGGAGUCUUAUUGUACUAUUUGACCUUCCAUACAAAUAAAAAUAAAUCAUAAUUAUCAUUUUAUAAAUCAUUAGAUAAUUUUAAAUUUGAUUAUCAAUGGUUGAAAUCAAUAAAAUAAGAAUAAUAAUAAGAAUAUUCUUUUUCUCUAAUUGAAUUAUUAUGUGGAUUAUUAGACCCAGAUUAUUAGAAUAGAAUUACUUUAAAUAAUGCAUUAGCUCAUUAGUGGUUAACAAAUUAGAGAUAGAAAUAAAAUGUAUAAAAUGAGAAACCAAAAAUAUUACCAUCUUUAAGAACAAUAUUGGAAUUAAGAGAACAAAGUUCUUGUGAAAUGCUUUCAUCCAGACUUGGUAAGGAAGAAUAACAUGUAACAAGUUCAAGUGAAGAUGAUAUUGAAUUUUGUGAUGAUGAAUACAUACAUAGAAUUUCAAAAGAAAAUAAUAAAAUACCAUAUUAUUAAAAUAUACUAAGUUUGAUUCCUAAUAAACAUCCAUCUAGAAGUAAAUAAGUUAUAGAUUAAUGUUAAGAGAGUUAAUUUUGA
Molecule: messenger RNA, 1619 nt
Organism: Paramecium pentaurelia
Lineage: Eukaryota; Ciliophora; Oligohymenophorea; Peniculida; Parameciidae
Source: the annotation of a GenBank genome assembly